Messenger RNA from Oryzias latipes (Japanese medaka), 1214 nucleotides. Its product is annotated as serum paraoxonase/arylesterase 2. The record is from RefSeq and is a predicted model, not a curated record. Lineage: Eukaryota; Metazoa; Chordata; Actinopteri; Beloniformes; Adrianichthyidae. Gene Ontology annotation, molecular function: arylesterase activity.
GGUGGAGUCAUGUAAACGCACCCCGGUGUGUCUGUCAAACAUGGCCGCAGUGAGGAAAGCGCUGAUUGCUGCUGCUGUUGCAGCAUUUGCAGCGCUGUUUGGACGAACAUUCCUAAAGUUGAAGGACAUAAGUCUUGCUUCCAGGGAAAUUCCUGUGAAACGCCUCAACUGUCAAUACUUAAAAAACAUAGAUUAUGGCGCAGAGGAUAUCACUAUACUCAAAGACGGACUGGCCUUCUUAAGCACUGGCCUAAAGUAUCCUGGACUGCAUUCCUUCUCAGAUGAACCAGGGAAGAUGUAUGUUUUGGAUCUGCUGCACCCAAAAAUGACCCCAGUGGAGCUCCAGAUCAAAGGCCAGUUGGACCUGAGCUCCUUCAAUCCUCAUGGCAUUAGUGUGUAUGAAGAUGAAGCGGAUGACUCCAUAUAUGUGUUUGUUGUUAAUCACCCUGAGCACAAAAGCCAAGUGGAGAUCUUUCGCUUCGUUGAGGAAGACACACUUAUGCACCUAAAAACCAUUACUCACCCUUUACUGCACAGUGUGAACGACAUUGUUGCAGUCGGAGCAGAGCACUUCUAUGCCACCAACGAUCACUAUUUUCACCAUGAAGCUCUUCAGUUGCUGACCUUCAUGUUUGACUUGUCCUGGUGUGACGUGGUGUACUACAGCCCACACGAAGUGAGGGUGGUGGCUGGUGGCUUUAAAUCUGCAAAUGGAAUUAACAUAUCCCCCGACCGACAGUAUAUUUAUGUUUCAGAUAUCAUGGACCACGAGAUUGAUAUUUUCAGGAGAAAUGAGGGGGAACAGUUAGCAUAUGUCAAGUCUGUGGCUGUUGGAUCCCUUUGUGACAACAUUGAGGUCGACCGCAGGACGGGUGACAUAUGGCUGGGUUGUCAUCCCAAUGGUUUGAAACUUUUAAAGUUUGACCCUGAAGAUCCACCUGGCUCAGAGGUCAUACGGAUUAAGAACAUUCACUCAGAGCGUCCAGUCGUGUCCCUGGAGUAUGGAGAUGACGGCCGUCAGCUCAUCGCCUCCACUGUAGCUGUUCCUUAUGAAGGAAAGCUACUUAUAGGCUCAGUUUUCCAUAAAGCCCUACUCUGUAUUUUAUGAUGAUCUUUGUUUGCAUGUACCCCCAAGGAGAACUAAAAGAAGCAUUUUUGAGACCUUAGAUUUGCAUAACUAAUCAAUAAAAAAUGUCUUUGUUUGAUUUUCACAA